Messenger RNA from Cladocopium goreaui, 8226 nucleotides. The record is from the annotation of a GenBank genome assembly. NCBI's taxonomy places the organism in Eukaryota, Dinophyceae, Suessiales, Symbiodiniaceae.
AUGGAUGUACGGAGGAGGAGGUCGGAGCCCCAACCUGCUGAGGGUGCUGAAGGGCCCGAUCAUGGAUCCCAAGAGGGAGCCGAUUCCAAAGCCCGCGAAGGUGAUGGAAGAAGACUGAUGGCGAUUGAAGACGCCGCUGAUGCUGCCCGAAAAGGUGAAGCCAAGGAGGACGCCCAGACGGGAGCAAGAUUGAAAGAUUUCCCAAAGGGUGAAGCCAAGGAGGACGCCCAGCUGGGAGUAAGAACUGCUGCCCGAACAGGUGAAGCCAAGGAGGACGCCCAGACGGGAGCAAGACCAAAAGAUUUCCCGGGUGAAGCCACAGAGGACGCCCAAAAGGGAGUUGAUGAAGGAGCCUCGAGGACGACAGAAGCCCCGAGGACUGGCGGGAGUGUGGUGCCAAAUGGAGGGGAGGGUGUUGGGGGUGGGGAGACGCCAGGGAGGUCGUUUUUCACACCAACGGCAAGGGGAGGGAAGGUCACAGAGACCCCCAAAGAAGUAGCAGUCAUGGGACCAAGGGGGAAGCCUCAGUCCUUUGGGCCGCUGUUCACCCCUGAGCAAGCAGCCAAGAUGGAUGCGCUGCGAGCCCAAGCCCCACUUCUGGACACAGCACGAGCCAGAAGAGAAUGUGAAGAGGCUGCAAGGCCGAAGUUCCUGGAGGACGCACAGAGCAUCCCCGGGGUUGAGAAGUUCCUGGAGGAAGCACAGAGCAUCCCCAGGGUUGAAGAGAUGAAGUCCUACGAGCGAGAACUCGAUAGGAUGCAUGGCUUCAUGGAUGAUGUGAAGCUUCGAAUGGCAGAGCAGCAGGAAGAGAAGACCUUGCUGCAGAAGAUGUUGUUUGAGACCGCUGAGAACGAAGCUCACUGGCGCUCAGAGAAUGCCGAGCUUCGCAGGGUGGUUGAAGACUUGAGGAGGCUGAGACCCCCAGAAGAUGAAAGGAGGCUGAGACCCCCAGAAGAUGAAAGGAGGCUGAGACCCCCAACUGAGGGAAGAAGGCCGACGCCCCCACCAGGAGUUGAUGUUGAGGACAGGUGGAUGAAGACACCGUGUCCGCCCCAUGAGAUCGCCAUCCACACGCCGCCUUCACCCCCGGAAGAUCCCUUCGCCACGCCAGAGGAGCCCAGAAGUGAGGAGGUCAAGACCGGAGGCAGAGAUGGAGGAGCGGGUGGUGGAAUUAAGGAAGAGGAGAGAGAGAUGUCCAUGAAGGCACUCUUGGCAAUGAUGAGGAACAUGCAGGAGAUUCAGAAGAGGAUGCUCGAGAGAGAGCUGAAGGAUAAGGAUGGAGAAGGGAUUGGCAGGAGGUGUGGAAUAGACCUCACAGCGACGAGCCUGAAGUGGUGGCAGCUGCUGGUCCAAGAAGCCCAGGCAUGGUAUGCCACCCACCAACAGAUGUCCCCGAUGGAAAGGAUCCAUCAUGAAGCCCUUCCCAGCAAAGAGCUGGAAGACCCAAGAUGGACGCGGCUUGAGCGCCGUGCAAGUAUGAUGAUGCUGCAGGCGGUGCCAGAGGCACAACGUGAGGAGCUGGUGAGCGCCAAACGCCUGACAGCGAUGAAGGUGUUGUGUCACCUGCUGGUGACAUAUCAGCCAGGAGGAUUGGCUGAGAAGGAAGUCAUCCUCUCCAAUCUGGAGAACCCGCCUGAAGCACAGACGGUGCCAGACGCACUGCAAGGGCUCCGGAAGUGGAUGAGAUGGAGAAGAAGAGCAGGUGAGUUGGCUGUGUCCGAGCCGGACCCGUUCAUCUUGCUAAAGGGGCUUGGCAAGGUGGUCAAGAAGAGCCUCGAGAUGAACAAGGAGCUGAGCUUCAGAGUGAGCCUGGCAAGGAACAACCUUCAGGAGCCCAGGCUGAAGAAGCUCGAAGGGAAGGAGGCUGGUGGAGGAUACAAAGGAGAUGGGAAAGGCAAGGGUGCCAGACCCGGAGACGUUUGCCGUUUCUUCCUGACGGAGCACGGCUGUAAGAAGGGCAAAGAUUGCCAAUGGCAGCACCAGGUUGAUGACCAGAAGAGGUGCUGGAACUGCGGUGGAAAAGACCACUUUGCAGACAAGUGCCCAAGACCUUCGUUCAGAAACCCCGAAGGGCAGAAGGAGUCCAAGGGUGAAGGAAAGGGUGCACGAAGCUUGAAGAAGAAAGAUGAAGAUUCCCCAGAUGGGAAGAAAGAGAAAGAAGAAGAGAAGCCAAAGAGAGAAGAUCAAGAUGCCGAGAGUGGCAAAGGACAGGUGAUCAAGGAGUUGAUGGAAGAAGCCAACAGGAUGCUCAGAAAGAUCACCAAAGAAGCAGACAGCAACAAGGAGACGAAGAUUGACCAGCUCCAGAAGCAGCUGGAUGAGCUGAAGUCCGUCAAGGUCCUCAGACUGGCAAGGCUUCAAGAAGGAGGUGCCAGAGGCCUCUUGGACUCAGGCGCAACUCACCCAUUGAGGGGGAGGCGCGAAGGAGAGAAGAUGAAGGGCUACAAGGAGGUGACAGUCUCCCUAGCCGGAGGAAAGGAGGCCACACUCCAUGUGACCAAGGAAGGCAUCAUGGUGGCCAAGAACCCAGGCACAGAGCCAAUCGUGCCAAUGGGGAUGGUGGUAGAUCUUCUGGGAUGUAGGGUUUCCUGGGAUGAAGAUGAAGUCCGUGUGACACAUCCCAAGAAGGGGAAACUGGAGGUGGUUCUUCGUGGAGGAUGCCCUGAAGUUUCAAGAGACGACGCCCUGAUGCUCAUCGAGGAGAUCGAGGAGAAGGUCCGGUCCAUCAGGCCGAAGACACCAUAUGAGCAGGAGGAGCAACAAGCAAAGCAUGAGGAGAUGGAAUGGUUACAAAGGAUCCUGAAGGAGCACCCAGCCUUCAGGAAAAUCCCAGAAGAUCUGAGGAAGAAGAUCCUCGAACCACCAACAGAUGAUGUUGCCAUGUGUGGCAAUCGAAGACAGAGGAAGAAGUGGGCUAAAGAAGGCCUCAUUCUGCAUCUCUAUGCAGGUGAAGACGAAGGGUACACGUUCAGACGUGCCUUUCAUGAAGUGGGGGGAGACAAGAGUUUGGUCCUCGAGGUGGACUGUCUCCGAGACCCCAAGUGGGACAUGCUGCCUCAAGGCAAAGCAUUCCCGGCGCUGUUGCGCUUGGCACUCAAAGGUUGGCUGAAGAUGGUCAUGGGUGGACCCAAUUGCCGUACAAGGAGCGUCUUGCGGCACAGGCCUCUCGGUGAAAAAGAGUGGGGACCAAGACCCCUGAGGAGUUGGCAUGAAGACCAGGAAUGGGGGAGGAAGGAUCUCACCGAAAAGGAGAGGCAGAGGGUCGAAGAAGAUGACAUCCUGAUGCUCAGGAUGAUCAUGCUGUUCAUCGUGGCGGAAGAAGUCCGGAAGGUGAACGGUGUGAAGACACCCACUCAGUUCGCCAUCGAACAGCCAGCGGUGCCAAAAGAAGAGGAGGUGGUAAGUUGGUGGAAGACUGGGAUCUGGAAGAUGAUGGUGAAGAUUUAUGGCUUCAAGGAGUCCACCUUCGACCAAUGGAAUUGGGGAGGCAAGGCUCACAAGCCGACGACGGUUGGAGGAACCAUUGAAGUGGAAGCUCCACCAAGGAUCCCAGGAGGAAAGAAGAGGGAGGUUGAAGGAAAGACCCCAGAAGAGCUGCUGAAGGAAUCAAGGCAGUUAGCCCGAUGGGCGCCUGGCAUGAUGAGAGCCCUGGCAGAGCAGGUGGUGGAAAAGGUCUGCGGCAGAGAGCCCAAGAUGAGACCACUCAGCUGGGACGAGCACGUCCGCGCAAACCACACACCCUUCAGAAGGGAUUGCCGCAUUUGCCAAGAAGCCAUGGCAAAAGCAUCACCACACCGCAAAGCAGGACAUGCCAGAGCAGGGGUGCUCUCCCUAGACCUGUCUGGACCCUUCAAGAGGGCCAAAGACAUUCUCAAAGGAACUCACGCCAAGUUCCUGCUGGUCGGGGUCUACACGUGGAUUGAUCCACGACCCGGUGGCCACCCUGCCCCGGAUGAAGAGGAGGUGGAAGUGCCAGAUGAAGCACCAGACCUUGAAGAAGGGGAUGGGGAGGUGGAUCCAGAGAAGAGGCCUAGAGGACGGCCAAGAAAGGAUGACCUGGCGAUGAGAAAAGAAGAAGAAGAAAGAAAGAAGUGGAAAGAAGAAGGAGAUGCCGAGAGAACGGCAGAAGAGGCCCAGAGGCCACAGAGAGGAGAGCCCAUAGAGGGUGGAAUCUUCAAUGACACAGAUGAAGAAGAGGCGGCGAGAGUGCCGGCCGAGGAAGACGCUGGCAGGGUGAGAGAGCCCGAAGCAGCACAAGCAGACGCUGGCAGGGUGAGAGAGCCCGAAGCAGCACAAGCAGAUGCAGGCAGGGCGAGAGAGCCCGAAGCAGCACAAGAAGACACACACAAGCAGCCAAAGCCAACAGAUGGCGAAGAAGAAGAAGACGAUGGCGGGGUGAAGAUCCGAUACUGCCGGAUGGUUCUACCCAUAGCGACGAAGCUCGCUGAGGACAUUGUAAGAGCAGUGCAGCUCUUCUACCUCCGCUUGAGGUCUGAAGGUUUUGUGGUGAAUCAGAUUCACACCGACAGAGGUGGUGAGUUUGACAACGUGAAGUUCCAGAAGUGGUGGGAAGCCAGAGCGAUCUUGAAGACAUGGACGCCUGGAGAUGACCCCCAAUGUAAUGGCCGAUGCGAAAGGGCCGUCCAAGAAGUCAAAGCCAAGAUCAGGGUCAUGCUCCUACAAGCAGGCCUUGGAGUUGACCAUUGGCCGCUGGCCGCAAGACACCUGAAUGAAGCACUACAAGUGGCUCGCCAAGACAAGAAGAUCACUUGGCCGCCAUUCUUUGCCAAGGUGCUGGUGAGGAAGCGCCACUGGCGAUCACAAGAACUUGAGCCAUCACAAGAGAUGGUGACAUACCUUUUCCCAGCAUGGGAGUCACACGGGCACUACAUCCGUGAUGACCAAGGAUGGGACCGGCUGUCAAGGACGGUGAUGAAGAACGUCCAAGAGCCCAUCACCGAUGAGAAGUGGAUUGCAUUGGAGAAUGAGACCAAUCCAGUCCAGGUGAGAAGAAGGCUAAGAAGCAAGAUGACAGUCCGGCAGCUGAAGGCUCCCAAAGAAGAGGAAGAGGAAGAGGAAAGACGUGUGAAGAUGAGAAGGAUCCAAGAAGUGAUCCGAGAUGAGAUGGGCAGAGUCAUGGAAGAUGACGAAGCCAAUGUCCACAUCACCAUGAAGGAGCUCUGGAAGUUGAGGAAGUUUUCAGAGGAGGAAGCUCCAGAUGAAGUGCUCCAAACGAAGGUGGUGGGGAUGCAAGAAGUCAGAAGGGACUUUCCCAAAUGGAAAGAAGCGGUGGAGAAUGAGAUCAGGUCUCUGUUUGAGACGAAGGGUGCUCUCAGGAAGGUUUCGCCAGAGGAGAUGGAGGAGAGGAAGGAGAAGGGCGAGUUGGACAUAAUUCCGUCCAAGCUCGUAUGCACCUUGAAGCCUGAUCCCACCAAUCCAAAGGGGAAAAGAAAAGUCCGAAUUGUUGCCUGCGGCAACUUUGUGACGGCUGAAGGAGCUGACAAGAAUGAGCUCUUUGCGUCAGGCUCAGACGCUAUAGCCGUGCGGCUGGCUGUAGAUGAAGCAGCCAAAAGAGGAUGGUCCGGGAAGUCAAUGGACAUCCGAACGGCGUUCCUGAAUGCGCCGAUGGAGCUUGAUGAGGAGGCAGAAGAAAGGAAGCUGAAGGAGAAGGAAGAAGGAAAAGGGCCAGAGGAAGGAAGGACAGAGGAGCUCCGAGCACACAGAGUGCUGGUGAAGCCGCCGAUGUUUCUCAUCCAGAUGGGACUCGCCAAGCCUGAUGAACUGUGGGAGGCAGUGAGAGCCUUCUAUGGCUUCAGGGAGUCACCAAGAAGAUGGAGUGACUUCCGGGACUUCACCAUGAGGAGGUUGAAGAUCCAGACCGAAAGAGGGGUCAAGCUCAGGUUAGAGCCCCUGGUCUCAGAGCCCAAUAUCUGGAAGGUGAAGGAUGAAGACACCAGUGAGAUGAAGGCCCUCCUGGUCGUCUACGUUGAUGAUCUGUUGAUCCUGGGGGAGACAGAAGCCCUGGAAGCAGUGAUCGGCACGAUCAGAAGCCUGUGGGAGACAAGCCCACCAGAAGAGAUUGAUGAUGAAGCCGGGGUGAGAUUCCUCGGGAUGGAGCUAUGGAAGCUCAAGAAUGGAGACUGGAUGGCCACCCAGAGAGGGUACACCUAUGACCUGCUUCAGAGGAACCUGGGGAAGGAUGAAGCAGGGUGGCCAAAGAAGAAAGUGCCAGUGGGCCGAGAGUGGUUCACAGGGCCGGAGGAGGAAGAGAAGAAGAUUGAAGAUGUCCGUGAAGGACAGAGGAUUGUCGGGGAGCUGAUGUGGCUGGUGACGAGGAGCCGGAUGGACUUGAUGUAUCCAGUCUCACUGCUGGCAUCAAACAUCCUGAAGCGACCGAGAGAGGUCAAGCAGGUAGCAGCUCAAGUUUGGGGCUACCUCGCAGCCACAAUAGAUGAUGGCCUGCUCUUCACAGCCAAAGAUGAAGAAGAAGGGCUCCAAAGCUUCACCGACGCCUCCUUCGGAGAAGACUGCCAAGGGUGCUCCAUCGUGAAGGUUGGAGGAUCACCCAUUGCUUGGAAGUCAAGCAGACAGGGAGCCAUUGCCCUGUCUACCGCUGAGGCGGAACUGGGGGAGAUAGUGGAAGGAUUGGCGCUGGGAGACUCAAUUCGAGUCGUGGUGGAGGAGAUCAAAGAAGAUGAGGAGAAGAUGCUCCGCUGCACAGCACUCACAGACAAUCAGGCAGCGACCAGCAUCCUGUCUGACCCCCAUGGCAGUUGGAGGACGAGAUACCUCCGAAUGAAGGCCAAGAAUGUGAGAUGGAGGAUUGAGAAGGCAGACUGGAUGGUGAUCCACGUCCCAGGGGCACAGAUGCCUUCUGACAUGGGGACGAAAGCCCUCUCAGCCCAGAGGUUUGAACACCUGAAGAAGCUGGCAGGCAUGGCAGGACUGCCAAAGAAGGAGAAAGCUGAAGCCAAAGCUGAAGCCCAAGCCAAAGCUGAAGCCAAAGCUGAGGAGACAGAGGAGAAGAUAGAAGGGGCGAAGAUGAUGAAGGUCAAGGCCCAGACAGAGGAGAAGCUCAAAGAAGGAGCAAAGAUCCUGCAGAUGAUCAUGCUGAUCUCUCAGCUGACGCAGACAGAAGCACAGCCAGGAGAUGAAGAAAGAAGGCCAUAUGGUCCUGACUGGAUCUUCCUGGUGCUGCUGGCAUUUGCAGCACUAGGCCUGGUGGCGUGCAUUCGCUGCACGGUGUUCUUCGUGCAGUGGCUGAUGGUGAGGAUCCGCCUAGCAGAGGCGAAAGACCGCAUCCGAGCACGGCAUGCGAGGGAUGUGGAGAGACAGCAGCAGAAGGAUGAAGAAGAAGAAAGAGAGGAGGAAGAAGCGCUGUGGCGAAGAGUGGCAGAAGCCAGGAGUAGCCACGCCGCUGAAGCGAAAGCCCAGCCAAAGAGGCGAGCAGCCAAGGCGAAGAUGAAGCCGAAGGCGAAAGCGAGGGCAGCAGAAGAUGAAGAGGAGGAUGAAGAAGCCCGAAGAGAUCGGGAAGAGCUGCGACAGAGGCUGGAAGAAGAAGAAGAGGCAGAAGAAAGACUGGCAGCAGCCAUGGCCAGGCUACCCUGCCACACACCCACCAGCAGGCCAUCAACAGGCCAAGCAGCAUCCUCAACACAGAGGAUUCCACACACCCCAAAGGCGACAGCACCAAGGGUCCCACAGACACCAAGGACGGCACCAUCAACAUCAUGGCCGACCACAUCGCCCCUGCGGAGGUCUAUGGCAUGUGACCUGGGGUUCGGCCGUGGAGCAGCCAGCUCCGCUACCAGCAGCAUGCCGCUGUUGGGUGGUGGGAUGAUGAUGGAGGUCGAGCUCGACCCCAACGAAGAGCCGCCCAACGUGGUGGGAAAGGGUGACCUGAUGGCCGCCAAAGGAAAAGGGAAAGGAAGCCGAGAUGAUGGUGGAGGUGGAAAAGGAAAGAAGGGCGGCGAUGAGGGGUUUAGGCCGAUCAUCACGCCGUGGGGCACAAGGUUCCACACCCAUAGGUUCUGCCCGACGCUGGCGAACUCUCGGAAUCUCACGAUGUCUCCAUGGUGCGUUGCUUGUGCACCGGACGGAGUGGGACUGAGAGAACCAGUGUUUUGUAUAGGGCCUGGUAGGACCGCUCAUGCCGAUGGUGAUUGCCAUCCCAAUGCCAGACAGUACCAGAUUUGCAACAUGUGUUUGGAAAUUGAGGACUCAUGA